AUGAACUCACACCUUCAUAAUAAAACUAGCUCAAAUGAAUCUUACACACACUCUAAGGUUUUAAAAGAAACUUUACAUUUUAAAUUUGUAAAAUAUUUGGAUAUAUUUUGUAUUUUAUGGCUUAUACUUAAUAAAAGACUUAAAGUUUAUAAUUGUAGAUCGCAAAAAGCAUUAAUCGAUCGUAUAAAUGCAGCUUGUAACAACAAAAUUGAAUCAUUUCAAAUAUCAAGAGAUUUGAUAUUAGAAUAUAUCAAAAACACAUCAUUCCAUGGAGUAAUCGCAGCCUUUAUUUCAAAAAUCGAGAGUAAAUUUAAUUUCAACAAGCGUAAAUACAGUAGAUUGGAGCCACUGUCAUACGAAGAUUUUGAAUUGUGCAAUGUAGUAUUGGGAAGGGAGCCAUUUGGACUCUAUUCCGUUGUAAAAAAAUGUAUGUGCGCAUUCAAUUCGACAAAUAAAAAAGAGGUAGACGUUAAAUCAGAGUUCAAAAGUCUAUCGGAUAAGUGGAGAGAAAAUAGAGCAUUUGAAUGUACAAAGUGUUUGAAAAGUGAAGAUAGGUAUUCAUUAGUGGGAGUGGUUGUUCCAUUUGUAUUGUCAAAGCACCGAGAGUAUGAAUAUGAACACCCUGAUGUUCAGAAAAAAAGGAAAAUAUCAGAAAAUAUGGAUAAGGAUUAUAGAUCGUACGAGUUUAAUCAAAAAUUAUACUCGUCAAGUUCAAAAUAUCCAAUGGAAAAUAUAAUAGGAGGCUCAGAAAAAUGGUACGAGAGAAGAGAUAGCCAAUCAGGCCAUCUAUCAGAUCUUGUGUUCGAGUUGGUAAGCAUUAUGCUUGAAGAAAAUGGCGACUCUGUAGUUAGUGAGGAACUAUAUUCACUAGCCUCAAUAAUUAAAAGUAAUAUAACUGAUGAAAAUUUGGAUGAUUAUUCCAAAGGAGGAUGUGACGAUAAUGGUAUGUUUGACGCUGAUGUGAUGAGUAAAUUGGUAGAGGAAUAUGGAACAACACUGGAAAAAAUGGUAAAAUUUAAGCCAUUUCCAACAACAUAUUGGCUGACAGAUAAGAAUCUAAUAACGAGAGUGUCGAAGCUAGAGUCGGAUGGUAUGAUAAAAGUUAUUCAGAGCAUUAUGGAUGAACAAAUAAAAGAGUACAAUAACCAAGGUAAAGGCGGAAAGAGUGAAGAAUUUGUAAGGAAUAUAAUAGAAGAUAACCUGUCAUACCUAGUUAGAAGAUAUCAACUAACACACCCAGUACUGAUAGAAGUUUUAUAUAACAUGAUAUUUAACUCGAACGUAUUCAGAACUGUUAUGGAAGAGGAAGGGUUGAAUAGAAAGAUGCAGUACGUUAGAAUGGAUGAAGGUGGAGGAAAAAGGAGUAAAAAGGAACAAAAUCACAUUUUGUUCAAGGGAUUGGCGAUACUGAACACGCUGCGAAUACACGGAAUAGCAGGGUCGAAGGACUUUUUACACAUCAAGUGCCUACACACGAACCUGGCAUAUGAAAUAUCGGAAGGGUCAUAUAUAGGCUCAUUGGUCUCAAAACUAAUAUAG
This is a messenger RNA of Theileria orientalis strain Shintoku, 1539 nucleotides long. RefSeq lists its product as uncharacterized. The coding region runs from base 1 to 1539 and encodes 512 amino acids. The record is from RefSeq and is a predicted model, not a curated record. The transcript has a single exon. NCBI's taxonomy places the organism in Eukaryota, Apicomplexa, Aconoidasida, Piroplasmida, Theileriidae.